AUGCUUUUUGGUUAUAGUGAACCCCCUUCCGGGAGAUAUCUGCCCUCGACCCCCAGGCCUGGACGAGAGGAGGUGGAAUAUUACCAGUCAGAGGCAGAAGGACUCCUGGAAUGCCAUAAAUGCAAAUACUUGUGCACUGGGAGAGGUGUGGUGCAGAUAGUGGAGGUGGUCUUGAAUGGGAUGGUUCUCAUAUGCAUCGUGGCCUCCUACUUUGUCCUUGCCGGAUUCAGUGCCAGCUUUUCCAGUGGCGGUGGCUUUGGGAACAGCUACUACUCACCGUUCGAGGGCACUGAGCUAGAGCAGGUUCGGCAGCUGGACCAGCAGUACACGAUCCUCCGGUCGCCCCUGAUAUAUGGUGGCGUGGCUGUUUCUCUGGGGUUGGGGGUCCUCACCAUGGGCGUCUUACUCCAAGGAGCCAAGAGUCUAACAAUCUUGUCAGGGAAGUGGCUCCUCACGGAGGCCGCCUUCAGCCUCCUAGCGGCCGUGGGCUACUGCACAGGCAUUGGUGUUUACCUCCACGUGGCUCUGCAGAUCAAUAGCACCGACACUUGCAAAACAAGAGAGAGGCUCUAUGCCCGCAGGGGUCUCACCUGGAUGAACUGCCAGCUGGCAGGCACCGAUGGAGCAGCAGCCACCUUUGCUUGUCUUCUGGUGAUCAUGUACGGCGCCAGCGUGGUGCUGGCCCUGCGUAGCUACCGAGAACAGAAGCGCUACAAAGGCAGCCCAGAACAGCCCGGAAGUUACAGUGAGGCACCGGAAUACCUGUGGUCUCGAACAGUUUGAGAUCUUCCAGGACCUAAGUGUGAACCCACAUUGUUUCUCUUAAAAAGACAGGUCUUUUAAAACCCCACAUUAGACAACUAUGGUUUUCACACACUUGACUUUACAAAUGCUCUCUUUGGACUGCGGCAAAGUUAAAGAAUUGAGGCUGGGCGCGGUGGCUCACGCCUGUAAUCCCAGCACUUUGGGAGGCUGCGGUGGGCGGAUCACUUGAGGUCAGCAGAUUGAGUCCAGCCUGGCCCACAGAGCGAAACCCUGUCUCCACUAAAAAUACAAAAAAAUUGCUGGGCGUGGUGGUUCACGCCUGUAAUCCCAGCACUUUAGGAGGCCAAAGCAGGCGGAUCACCUGAGGUUAGGAGUUUGAAACCAGCCUGGCAAACAUGGUGAAACCCCAUCUCUACUAAAAAUACAAAAAUUAGCUGGGCAUGGUGGCAGACGCCUGUAAUCCCAGCUACUCUGGAGGCUGAGGCAGGAGAAUCUCUUAAACCCGGGAGGCAGAGGUUGCAGUGAGCCAAGACCAUUGCAAUCCAGCUUGGGCAACAAGAGCGAGACUCUGUCUCAAAAAAAAAAAAAAAAUCAGCUGGGCUUGAUGGCGAACACCUGUAAUCCCAGCUACUCAGGAGGCUAAGCCACAAGAAUCACUUGAACCUGGGAGGCAGAGGUUGCAGUGAGCAAACUCUACUCCACGUCACUGCACUCCAGCCUGGGCAACAGAGCAAGGCUCUUUCUCAAAAACAACGAUGACGACAACAAAGAAGAUAGGACAGUUGAUUUUAUUAGACCAUAAAGGCAUACUAGAGGCUUUUUCAUUUCUGCAUUUCCUGACAGUGCUCCAUAGAGUAGGCCUUCAAAGGUAGCUAGUAAUCUCAUUACCCUGGACUGCUCUCAUAAUCUAACAGAUCACUAACACUGAAUCUUAAAAAUAAAGUUCUUUUAGUAAUUUUAA
Mandrillus leucophaeus (drill) is the source of this 1726-nucleotide messenger RNA. RefSeq names its product MARVEL domain containing 3 (gene MARVELD3). The coding region runs from base 1 to 783 and encodes 260 amino acids. Lineage: Eukaryota; Metazoa; Chordata; Mammalia; Primates; Cercopithecidae. The transcript is spliced from 2 exons. The record is from RefSeq and is a predicted model, not a curated record. Gene Ontology annotation, cellular component: membrane.